AUGGCCGCCAAAUUCGAAAACAUCAACACCUCCGCGGUGCCUCCUACACAGGAAUCUACGAUGAUGGACAGCCAAACUAUGGCGCAGUUGAUGCACACGCUGCAGACUGUGGCUAUCGCAACCCUCUUUUUCGCAGUCUGCGCAUACGCUCCCAAACUUAAACGAAAGGCCCAGCUGGGAAGCCUGCCGGUUCUCGGCGGAGAGACCGGAGAGAAACACCGACAGGCAUAUCUCACCAAUGCUAAGAAGAUGUAUGAAGAUGGCGAAGACAAUAUCGUCAUACCCUCAAGUCUGCUCCCAGAGCUGCGAAAACUCCCAGAUGAUGUUCUCAGCUUCCCUGCCGCCGUCAAGCAGCUCAUGGAAGUCAAAUACACCAAACUGCAGGUUGAGGGAGCGACCGGUCUUCAUUCGGUCAAGCAUGACCUCACACCAGCACUACCUCGAUUAAACCCAACAAUCGCCACGGAAGUCGACAUCGCUCUACGAGAGUCUAUGCCCCCAUGCGAAGAAUGGACGGACGUUUACAUUUUCAAAGAGCUCGUCGAUGUCAUUGCAAAAGUCUCCGGUCGCAUUUUCGUCGGACCAGAACUAUGUCGCAACCCAGAAUACAUCAAGCUCGGAACGAACUACACAAUGGAUCUCGUGGCAGGAGUCACAGCUUGCAAGAAGGUCCGCCCAUGGCUGAAGCCGUUCCUGUGUCCCCGCCUCCCAGAGAUCGUCAAGCUUCGCAAGAUCGAACAACAACUGAGCGACUUUCUGCACCCAAUCGUAGAGGAGAGGAUGACCGCCAAGGCGAAAGAUCCGAAUUGGCAAGAGCCAGACGACAUGCUGCAGUGGAUGAUCACGAGGGGUAAAGGUAAAGACACGAUCGACGAAAUUACCAGGUUCCAACUCGGUCUCAUCUUCGCCGCCAUCCACACCACAAGUAUGACUGUCACCAGCAUCAUGCACACACUCGCCGUCACGCCAGAGUACAUCGAUCCUCUCCGUGAGGAGAUCCGCAAUGUCAUGGCCAACAACGAUGGAGUCAUUACUUCCCGCGCUCUGCAACAGAUGGAGAAAGUCGAUAGCUACAUGAAGGAAGUCAUCCGAUUCUACCCAACAGGCUACACGGCCUUCAACCGCCGCGUCCUCAAAGGCAUCACCCUCAGCAACGGCCAAUACAUCCCACCCGGCGUCACCAUCGAAGUCCCCUCGGCAGCCGUCUACCUCGACGAAAAGAACUACCCCUCCGCCGACGAAUUCGACGGUUUCCGCGCCUACAAGGCACGCCAGAGCGGCAAAGCAGCGGACAUUGCACGCAACCAGUUCGUCACCACCAACGAGACUAACCUCAACUUCGGCUACGGAGCCCACGCUUGCCCGGGCCGCUUCUUCGCUGCCAAUGAGAUCAAGAUGAUUUUGGUUAGGCUGAUCCUCGAGUAUGAUGUUAAGAUGCCGAAUGAUGAGAGGGUGAGGUAUCCGAUGGUUGAUGUGAGCACGCAGAGUAUGCCUGAUCCGACGAAGGCGUUGAAGUUUAGGAAGGUGCAGAUUUGA
Molecule: messenger RNA, 1536 nt
Organism: Alternaria triticimaculans
Lineage: Eukaryota; Fungi; Ascomycota; Dothideomycetes; Pleosporales; Pleosporaceae
Exons: 5
Coding region: 1-1536 (511 amino acids)
Molecular function (GO): iron ion binding; monooxygenase activity; heme binding
Source: RefSeq, a predicted model, not a curated record